Populus trichocarpa (black cottonwood) is the source of this 2341-nucleotide messenger RNA. RefSeq names its product pentatricopeptide repeat-containing protein At4g18520, chloroplastic. Gene Ontology annotation, biological process: RNA modification. Gene Ontology annotation, molecular function: protein binding; RNA binding. The record is from RefSeq and is a predicted model, not a curated record. Bases 130 to 2004 code for a protein of 624 amino acids. The transcript has 2 exons. NCBI's taxonomy places the organism in Eukaryota, Viridiplantae, Streptophyta, Magnoliopsida, Malpighiales, Salicaceae.
UAGUCCUUUUCAGCUAGUAUUGCUGUUAAGGAGGGAAAAAGCCAACGGCUCUCCCAAAUUUAUCCCUGCGACCCUAACUACUCCAGCAGAGUUUUUUUUAGAAGAAGAAGAAGAAACGACGGUGCGCAAAUGCUCUCUUUAACGGCAUGUGUUUUACCAAACACGUCUCUCCUCCAACAAUCUUCUCCCUUCAACAUACAACCGCCACCGUCCUUUACAGAACACAAACGCGCUUCAAAAAAAGGAAACAAUAAUAAUUACUCUAAUUCUCAUUGUUUCUCUUGCAAGAGCACUAGUGAUUCACCUUCUGCUUCUUAUUUUGAAUACCCAUCAACCACAAAUUCUCCCGGAUAUAAAGGAACCCCAGGUCUUCAUUUUUCAAAAACAGAAUCAGCAAGUGAAUUUGUUGACUCUAGUUUGCUUGCACUUUGGCUGCAGUCUUGUUACAGGGUAAAAGACAUUAGAAGAAUACACGCGGUUUUCUUAAAGUGUUUGAGAGACUCGGGCACUUAUGUCAAUAAUAAUUUGUUGAGUGGGUAUUUGAAAUUAGGGGAGUUACUUGAGGCGCGAAAGGUGUUUGAUGCAAUGCCUGAACGAAAUGUUGUUAGCUGGACGGCAAUGAUAAACGGGUACUUUAAGUUUGGUUUAGAUGAUGAAGCUUUAAGUUAUUUUAGCCAGGCCAUAAAGGAUGGGGUUGUACCAAAUAGCAAGACUUUUGUGUGUGUGUUAAAUUUGUGUAGUAGAAGAUUAGAUUUUGAGUUAGGAAGACAAGUCCAUGCUCGUGUUGUAAAGGGUAACUGGAGGAAUUUGAUCGUGGAUAGUGCUGUUGUUUAUUUCUAUGUUCAAUGUGGUGAUUUGAAGAGCGCAUUUUGUGUGUUUGAUCGGAUGGUCGAGCGGGACGUGGUUUCUUGGACAACAAUGAUUACUGCUUGCUCCCAACAAGGGCGCUGUGGAGAGGCUUUCGGGAUGUUCACACAAAUGUUGAAUGGUGGGUUUUUGCCUAAUGGGUUUACUGCAUCUGGCAUUUUGAAGGCAUGUGGAGAGGAGAAGGCAUUGAAGUUUGGGAAACAAAUACAUGGGGCUAUAGUGAAGAAGAUGUAUAAAGAUGAUGUUUUUGUUGGGACUUCUUUGGUGGAUAUGUAUGCUAAAUGUGGAGAGGUUUCAGAUUCUUCAAAAGUUUUCAAUGGGAUGAGGAGGAGGAACACGGUUACAUGGACAUCCAUUAUAGCAGGGUAUGCUAGGAAGGGGCUUGGCGAGGAGGCUAUAUGUCUUUUUCGAUUAAUGAUGAGACGACGGGUAGUUUCUAACAACUUGACCAUUGUAAGUAUGCUCAGGGCAUGUGGCUUGAUUGGGGCAUUGCUUGCUGGGAGGGAAGUUCAUGCACAAAUCAUUAAGAAUUGCAGCCAAUCAAAUGAAUACUUAGGAAGUACUCUUGUGUGGUUCUACUGUAAAUGUGGGGAGUCCCGUACUGCUUCAAAAGUCCUGCAACAAAUGCCUUUCAGAGAUGUUGUCUCAUGGACUGCCAUAAUUUCUGGUCAUGCAUGUCUUGGGCAUGAGUCUGAGGCCCUUGAAUUUUUGAAAGAAAUGAUGGAGGAAGGUGUGGAACCCAAUUCAUUUACUUAUUCAUCGGCUUUGAAAGCAUGUGCCAAUCUUGAAACUGUUCUGCAAGGGAAAUUGAUCCACUCCUCUGCCAAUAAGACCCCUGCCUCAUCUAAUGUGUUUGUAGGUAGUGCUUUAAUUCAUAUGUAUGCCAGAUGUGGGUAUGUAUCAGAGGCAAUUCAAGUUUUUGACAGUAUGCCAGAGCGGAAUUUGGUUACUUGGAGGGCUAUGAUUAUGGGCUAUGUAAGGAAUGGGCUCUGCCAAGAGGCUUUGAAGCUCAUGUAUAGGAUGCAGGCAGAAGGUAUUCAGGUGGAUGAUUACAUCUCUGCAAAAGUCCUUGGGGCAUGUGGAGAAAUAGAGUGGGAUGCAGGGCAUUCAUCUGAGUACUGCUUGCGUACUAGUUGAACUUCAUCCAGGUGUAAGUUACAUUGGAACGAGAGCUUGUGCAUAGCUGUCCAUAUUAGAAAUGUGCUGAUUCUUAUGGAAUUUAUGUUGCCUGGAUGAGGGGGCCCAAAUUACUGAUCAAGCCCUUCGAUGCUACUCUCCUGGGGAUGUUGAUAAAGAACUGAUGGAGGCUGCCUGUGAUUUCUUAAGAGGUGGAGGACUUGUUUUUUAUUUGAAUGCCAACACUGCAUUUGUAAGCAAGAUCCUCUAAUGGUAAGUUUUUGUGUAGGGUUUUGUUGGUUCUUGAAAAUUGUUGUGUUUUCUUUUCAAUGAUAUUAUCUCCUCGGUUUCCAGGCUU